Messenger RNA from Momordica charantia (bitter melon), 1885 nucleotides. Its product is annotated as Polyketide cyclase/dehydrase and lipid transport superfamily protein. Gene Ontology annotation, molecular function: lipid binding. The record is from RefSeq and is a predicted model, not a curated record. Lineage: Eukaryota; Viridiplantae; Streptophyta; Magnoliopsida; Cucurbitales; Cucurbitaceae.
CUCCAUCUCUCUAAUUCCUACGUGAAUCUGUCUCGCAGAGGGCAGAAACUGGUGGAAUUCAAUUUCUGAGGAACAAGGCGUAGAACACAUUUUGAAUGUAGUUCCAAUCGUUUUGGAUUCGUCUCAUUUUCUGGCUCCGUGGAAACAAAAAUGGAGGAAACUUUCUUCGAUCUUGUGGAGUUUCUGAAGAAACCCUCAAUCGCGGAAACAUUCGUCGACAUUUUGCUAUGCGCAGUUCCGAUCUGGCUCGCGGUCAUGAUCGGCUUGGUCAUCGGCUGGUCAUGGCGGCCUCGGUGGACCGGAUUGCUUUUCCUUGGCUUUCGGAGCAAGUUCAGAAUAUUAUGGACUGCUCCCCCGGGGUUUGGAGCUCGGCGCCUCUGGUUGGCCUUCACGGCUCUCUCUGCCUUCUCCGUCUGCCGUACUCUUUGGUCCAAUUUUAAUGGGAAGAGGAAAGCGAUACCCGCACCGCCGACCCCGGAUUCUCCGGCGGAAUCCAUGUCAAUGCACUCGGCUGAAGGAAACGGGGACACAAUUGCCAAUACAGAUGUGGAAAAGGAGCAGGAUACUGUUACGGAGAAGGAUUUAGAUCAUCUAUUGCAACUUCUUGAAGGAAGAGAUGGAGAGGCAGAAUGGCAACAUAUGAUGCAAAGGUCCACCCCAAAUUUCGGAUAUCAAGCUUGGCGCCUUGAGCCUGAGAACAGACCAACAAUUUAUCGUAGCAGAACUGUCUUUGAGGAUGCAACCCCAGAGAUGGUUAGAGAUUUUUUCUGGGAUGAUGAGUUUCGGACUAAAUGGGAUCCCAUGCUUACGUAUUUCAAAAUAUUGGAUGAAUGCCCUCAUACAGGGACCAUGAUUGUUCACUGGAUUAAGAAGUUUCCCUUUUUCUGCAGUGAUAGAGAAUAUGUCAUGGGUCGUAGAAUAUGGGAGGCUGCAAAGGCUUACUAUUGCGUAACAAAGGGCGUGCAAUAUCCAAGCUUACCCAGACGUGAUAARCCUAGGCGUGUAGAUCUUUGUUUUUCAAGUUGGAUCAUCAGGGCAGUGGAGUCUCGUAAAGGAGAUGGAUUAUGGUCUGCUUGUGAGGUCAUCCUUGUGCAUUACGAGGAUAUGGGAAUUCCCAAGGAUGUGGCUAAGUUGGGAGUCCGUCAUGGAAUGUGGGGAACUGUCAAGAAGUUGCACUCUGGUUUCAGAGCAUACCAGAAUGCUAGGAAAUCAGAUAUUUCUGUUUCCAGAAGUGCACUGAUGGCGAGAAUCACCACAAAAAUAUCUUUUGACAGAAGCACGGAUUCCUCGGAUCCAGAAUCUGGUGAAGUACGAACUCUAGUAAUGAAGAGAAAGCACCAAAAAGAUUCUGGCAUAGAUUGGAAGUGGAUACUCAUUGGUGGGACUGUGGCUGUGGUCUGUGGACUUCGAACAGGUGCCAUUGGGAAGGCAAUGCUACUUGGGGCAGGACAGAGAAUGGCCCGAAGGUGAGAGAUAUUUAAACUAGGCAUUGUAUUACUAUGCAUUUUGAAGCUCGAGAUGUCUCUUAUUAAUAGUCCGACAUAUCAAAUCAACCAUUAUUGAGAUUAACAUGUGACCCAUUUUUAUGAAUGGCUGUGAUAGAGUAAGCCUCCCCCAUGUACAACCUUCUGUAUUUCUGACCUCCCAGUCCCAGAUUUUAURUGUCUCUGUUGCUGAAAUGAUUUAGUAUAUGAAGUUAUAAUGGAACUCAAUAGAGAUUUGAGCCACCCUUUCUCUUCUUGAACUUGAUUAUGAUAGGGACUUGAGAUAUUUCCUUGAGAAUCAAUUAGCUCUGCUCUGGUGGAUAUGUAAAUUAAUGGGGAGGUUUGUUAAUGUAUUAAUACCUAUAAUGAAGUUUGAUGAACACCCAGUUUAUUUGUUCUUC